AGGUGCGUGACGUCAUCGCGGGUUUAUAGGCAGAGAUCCUCCUCGUCAUCGCACAGCUCAGAUGUUUUGGGCAGAGAGAGACAUGAGCGCGCAGAGACUCGCUUCUUGCUUCUUGCUUCUGGGUUUGAUCUGGUUCACGAGCUGCGCGCCGCCGACCUGUUACUCGCGCGCUCUGGAGCUCAGCAAAGAAAUCAUGAGGGAUCUGGACAAAGUACAUAAACAUGAUCGCACGAAAACAUGCGCCGAGUCUCUGCCGAAGAUGUUUCUGGACGUGCACAACUCCUGCAUCCGCUCGAAGCUGCGUGAUUUCUUGUAUGUGACUGAGAAUCUUCCGACUGAAUCCUGCCGGGAGCGUCCUCUCCUCCGUCUCCUGAAGCGCCGCGUCCGGACCCUGCUCUCCAUCAUCACCCGCGCCUGCUAUCGGGAUCUGGUGUUUUACACAGAUGACUGUGAGGCUCUGGAAACAGGAAACAUCAGUCCUCGAUACUCCGAGGAUCGGCUGGAACACGUGACAGAGGACGCCUGAGAGAAACAACUACAGCUCCAACACUCGCCCUGAUAUUACACCCAAACAUGUUCAACAAGCACUCAUACAGACAGGGAGUGUGUGUGUGUGUGUGUGUGUGAGAGAGAGAGAGAGAGAGUGUGUGUGUGUGUGUGUGUGAGAGAGAGAGAGAGAGAGAGAGAGAGAGAGAG
Messenger RNA from Carassius auratus (goldfish), 696 nucleotides. RefSeq names its product cytokine-like protein 1. Lineage: Eukaryota; Metazoa; Chordata; Actinopteri; Cypriniformes; Cyprinidae. The coding region runs from base 62 to 526 and encodes 154 amino acids. The record is from RefSeq and is a predicted model, not a curated record. The transcript has 4 exons. Gene Ontology annotation, biological process: positive regulation of transcription by RNA polymerase II.